Molecule: messenger RNA, 11145 nt
Organism: Dermacentor andersoni
Lineage: Eukaryota; Metazoa; Arthropoda; Arachnida; Ixodida; Ixodidae
Biological process (GO): intracellular signal transduction; peptidyl-serine phosphorylation
Cellular component (GO): nucleus
Molecular function (GO): protein binding; protein serine/threonine kinase activity; ATP binding
Source: RefSeq, a predicted model, not a curated record
GAUGUAAAGCUGUUAGGACAAAAGUAAAUUGCAAGCAAGACAAAAAGGAAGAAAUGCAAGUACAAACAUAUACUACAACUUUGGUGGUCAUUUAACUAUACAGUAUUCUACAUUUGAGUUACAAUCAGAAGUCUGUAGGUACUGGCAAGCUAUCUGUUCUUCAGGGUCAGCAGCCUCCUAAAGGGACACUAAAAGCAAAUAUUAAGACAUGCAAAAUUGAUAGAUUUAUGCUCGAGAAUGUCUAAGGCAUCAAUAUUAUUGCGAACAGAGCUUUAGUAAUAAAAAACUUCAGAUAAAUGCAGGACAUGAUUUGCAACUCAUCUGGGACAUUCAAGUACUAGCCCAAUGACGUAGCAACUCAUAAUAAUUCUGUCACUAGUACUCAACCUCUCAAUAAAAAGAUAAUUGUAUUGCAUUAUAAGACAGAAGCAAAUGCUACUUGUCCAGUUCUGUUCUAUGUUUAGAAAAAGUCGCAGUUUCGCCCGGAAGGUGAAGCAUCAGUUCGAUAGCAAAUAUUGGACAGCUAUACGAAGUAGGAUAGCAGCUUUAUCGACCAUAUGACCUUGUAAACAUUUGCUUACUCACUAAAUUAACAAGCAUGGUGUCAUCCAUGCACAAGCAAAUAUGAACACACCUAACUCGAUCAUCAUGGAAACUCGCUGUCAAAACGCAGAAGUGAGGAAGUGCGGAAGCAGCAGCGAGUGAAUUGACCUUCGUGCUGCCUUUCGCUUCAACGCGAAGUAAGCGGUGAAAACGCAGCGCACACGCAGGGUGUCUACCAACUGGGAAAACCGGGGAUUCUCGGGGAUUUUGAAAGUCUGGAAAUACUCGGUGAAAACUCGGGGAACUUGUGAACUCGGGGAAAUCCCUUCUAUCAGGGAAAAUUGGCUGUUACUUUAUUAAAAGGGAACGAAAGUCGCGCUUGUGCUGACUCGAGUAACAGGGAGGAAUGUCGUCGGCUGGAGGAGUUGCCAUUUUUCAGUGAACGACCGAUUUUCAGGACGCCCUAUUUUUCAGGCAUGCCUUAUAAUUCGGACGGCUUGGCGGCGCCACCACGUACACCAUAUAGUCAGUGUAUAAGAGCGUCUGAAAUUUCGGACGCAAGAACCCUUCGCCGUCCGAUUUUCCGGACUUUUUGCCUUGAUCGCAGGCCCGAAAUGACAUUAAUUAAAGCCACCACGGCCGCCAUUUUGACUAUCUCUCCGCAUCGAACCGGCGCUCACACGCAAAUGGCAGCCGUAACCACCACCGCGGCAACUAAGCUUCUUGCCGUUCGGUGCCAUGUUUUUCAUUGAAAGAAUUCGCUGCUGUCAGCAGUGGCGCCGACUCCGCCUUUGUAAUCCACGCGAUUGGCUUCGAAGCUCGGAAAGCACGACGCGUUGCAUAAUAUCGAUUCCCGAAAGUCGGCUUCACCUCAAUACAGCAAUGUUACGCAGUGAAGCCUAGCAAGCGUAGUAAGGGGCAAUUGUCACGGGACACAGUAUGUAUUCUCUAAUUAUACACGCGUACACAACGGCCGUCUCCCGUCACAGUACAAGCACCGAUAUGCCUAAUAAAUGUACUGGUAAACCUUCAGAGCUUUUUCGCCCGUGCUUGUGGCGAUUUGAGCUCCUAAGGCCACUAAAAUACUUGCAUUCAUAUUUUUAGGACGCUUUUGCCUCCCAUAGGGAGACUGAAAAAUCGGAUGUUUAUUACAACUGACCUAGAGGAUGCUUCAAGUAGUCAGUGAGGCAAACGCGCGGCGCAAGGAGGACGAUAACAGAAAGGACCGGCGCAUUGAGGAAUGAAUGGGAAAGGAAGCGUGCCGCCGCUUCUUUGAAGGAGCUCGAGCUCAAAAAACAGUUGGCUGACGCCGAGAUGCAGAUGUCCCCCAGCCAAACGAAAGUAAACUCUUUAAAGCAGUGAAACGCAACACUGAGGUGUUGUGCGCAGGGUGAGAGUAUGUCAGGACAGUUGAGGUUGACUUUUCAGCUGCUCAGCGAGACUCACUAAAGUUCGGGCCUCAUAUCAAUGAGCUUGCUAUCAGUUGAUAGAAAUACCUCAUACUCGAAAAUAUUUGCUUCUGUAUGCACCUUCCUUUUAUUCGUAUUUGAAUAUGUUCGACUCGCUUUGCAAUAGGUUUUGCCAUUCUUUUUAGAAGAUAUUCGCUGUGCAUUUUCCUAACCCCUCAAUUGCUUUCUUUUCCGAUAAAAUAGACACCACUCUUCACUAUUCAAGCUGGACUAAGUCGAUUUUUUUUUUUUAACAUGCUUACUAGAGAGUGACAGCAUCGGGCAACACGAAGUCAGCCCGUCUGGACAUAAAACAAACUUCUGUGUAACUCAGGGAAUUUUGCAAAAGCACUCAGGGAAAAUCGGGAAAGCUCGUGGAAUUUGGAAAUGUCAAUUUGGUAGGCACCCUGACAAGGAGUUCUCAGCACUCCGCACAUUGUGUCCCCAUCGCAGAUCGCUUUGAAGAUUUGGCCCGCGCGGUCGCGCCAUACGCAGCAGCCACUGGAGUGGGACCCCCCCCCCCCGCUGCCUUGCGCCCGUCGGAAGACCGCGCGAGAUUGAGCCGCUGUCGUCGGCUCCUACUCGCACGCUCUUACUCACACAUCGGCAUACGGCGCGCGGUGACGAUGGUAUCGCCCUUCGUCUUUAUACGGAACAUCACGGCGACGUAAGGAAUCUGCCGUAAGGAAUCUUUUAAAAAUUUGGUGCAGCAAAAAAAAUCUGAUGUAUUGCCGACACGGUAUGACUAAAAAGUUUCCAACUUUUUCACACGUACAAAAUGGCAGCUCCUGGCUCUGAAACGGUCGGUCGCCGCCACAGACACCACAGCGCAUCGGGAUCCUGUGCUGAGGGAAAAUAUGGGUCAUUGAGUAGGUGGCAAUGUGUACAUAUGUGCCUCUCUUUAAUGAACCUCUUACACGCCGACAUGGGUGACUGUAGAUGCAGGACUGGGUACAUACUGCUGUUCGAAGAAACACUUCGACGCCGACUUGGAGCACUGGGUAUAUACCACUGGGUCUGUGCUGGUCUUCAUUGAACCUCUUGGUGCCAACUUAAUUGGGUCACUGGAUAUGUGCCAGUAGGAGUGUGCCAGUCUGCAAUGACAAGAAUGGUCAUUUAAAGGGGCCCUGAACCACUUUUUAUCGAAGUGAAGAAAGGCAUUUGAUGUGAAAAUAGGUGAUUUCAGAAGCAUUUAUGUAACCGUUACGUUUACCGGGAAACGCUGGUGGAGAGCACUAUGCACGAAGACAUGAUUUCUGGUGGAAACACGGCUUCUUGCAUGGGUCGAUUUCCGGUUGUUGUUUUGCACUUCUAAUAUUUUAGUCUGAGAAGAGCUAACAUAAACGAUUCACGCGUCGGGGUAUUUUUUUGUUGUUUUUCAUUAUAUUUGUUUGUGGGCUGCCGUUGGCAAAAUUCUGAGGAACAACUUUGUGAAGAAGGAAAGACAAGGUAUGAGCAACUUUGAUGGUAGAAGAGUGGUUGGGUAUGCGUGGUUCGGAAUUAUGUCCGCCUUUUCUGUCGGAGCGACGCCUGACGGGGGACGCCGACGCCGGAUUUUCUGCGACAUGGGGCCCUUGACGCCAUUGAGUUAAUACCAUAGAGAAAUAAAUGUUAAUAACUUGCCGCAUAAAGUACUUGAAUGCCUUCAGCAGAAGAGGAUUUAUUGGCAAUUAAACACGUCAUCCGCUGUGCUCCCGUUCCUUGUUCAAUGCCUUGCACUGCGAAGGCUACGGCGGAGUGAGGCGUGCCCACAACGCUCCGCCAUGCUCCCCCUUCUAAAUGUCACCGUGGCGCGCAGUUCAAAUUUAAUUUUCGAUGUUAACGUAGACGCCACGACUUCCGAUUUCGGUGCCUACGACGCGCUAAACGUAAGCCAAACGCUAUUGUCCUCAGCGAGCCGCAGUAAGCUUAGCCAGUUAGUGCUCCUGUAUAUGCUACAGAAGGCAGCAUAUACAGGCUUUGGUAGCAUGUACAGUAAUCCUAUAGCCAGUGGACUAAUGGCGAUACCCCGCGGCGGCCGCGGUAUUUACGCUAGUAGCUGAUCGCAGCUACCAAUAGCGGCCGCAUAUGAGAAUCCUCUUCACUAAGAAAUAAAGCGUCCAGAAGAGAAUGCGUUGAAAAGAGAGCCUUUGAUGCAAAAGUGACUUCGCGUUCUUGCGAGCUCCACACACCUCGUACGACAGCAAAACUUGGCUGAGAUGUUCACAGCAGCGCUUGCUACCCGUGAACUAUGUUAUUUCACCAAGCCCGAAUGGCGGUACAGGGCCCCUUCAAAUUUCACCUGCGCUGGGCGGAAUCGAAACCACGUCGAAAUCGAAACGAAACCAAUGGAAAUCGAAAACAUCAGAAACCAUACGGGUUCCUGAAGAACAGCAACCCGACGUUAAAAAGGCAGUGCCACACAUUCACUGGGUAUAUGUGUCGCUCUUCGAUGAACCUCUCGUGAACGUAGGUCACAGUGUGUAUGCCACUGGGUGUGCGGAAAGCGAGGGAACAAUUCUCAGUGUUCGCACGCAUGAAGCCUUGCCACGCAUCUUGUCUCAGAGGUCACGCGCGGACACCUCGGCAGUGCCACUAGAAGACGCAGCUGUUGAAGUCCCAAUACAGCUAAUAAAAAAACCUCGGUCCAACGAGCAAGGCACUGCUAAUGCCAUUGAGCAAGUGAUUAAAACGAAGAAAAUUCCGGUUGGAUGGCGCGGAUGCAAGAUGAACCUCAUCUACAAGGGCAAAAGUGAUAAGGGUAGGACCAGCUGGUAUAUGCCUGUUACAGCAACGUCGGUGAUAAAUAGAAUGACAAUGCAAGCCAUAAAAUUUGAAUCGUCGAAGUGGGUGGGAAAAAAAUGAUGUACUGAGCGAACUACAGAAUGUGUUCAGACCAGGCAGACGCUUAGAGGAUAAGACGUUUGUACCAACUCGGUGCAUAAAGAUUUCAGUAGCUCCAAACAGACCUUUAUGGCUAGCAUUUCUAGAUAUUGAGGGAGCCUAUACGACAACGUGGACAGGGAAUUGUUAUGGGACAUUCUCAAGUACGAAGGCAUAGAUGACGAUUUCGUGGAGCUGCUGAGAGAAAUAUAUACAGACAACACAACUUGUAUAGGAAGGCCGAAUAUGUGAUGAAGUGGCGGAAGUUCACUAAGGACUGAAGCAAGGAUGUCUUCUGUCUCUAUUGUUGUUAACGUUUUAUGUCAAGGGCAUGGAAUGCCAACUGGAAAACAGUGAAUUAGGGUUUAGUUUCUUAUGCAUGGGUAAUGGACAAAUGGGGAAGCAGAAGGUCCCCGGACUGAUGUAUGCGGAUGACAUAGUGCUACUAGCGGACAAUGCAAGAGAUUCACAAACACUUGCGAAUUCUAGGCCUUAAGUUUAGCACAGAGAAAUCGUGAAUUAAGGUCUUCAACGAAGAGACGAGUAAUUACGUGGUGUCAAUUCAACAGCAAGUCAUAACCAUAGUUAAGCAAUAUAAGUACCUCGACGCACAUACAUAAACGAAGGAAAGACUUACUCAAGCAACCACCAAGAUAAUUUGAAGAUAAAGGGGAAGCGGAAUAGGCCAAUAAUGAAACAGAACACUUUAGGGCCGCAAUAAGUAUGAAGUGGUGCGUGGAAUCUGGAAAGGAGUAAUGGUGAUAAUGGUGCCAGCGCUAACGUUCGCAAAUGCCAUUCUCUUCUUAAAAUCUAAUCUUGUCGCGGCUGGAAGUUAGCCAAAGGUCGGUAGGCCGGUUGGCUUUGGCAGCCCACGGCAAAUCCUCUACUGAGGCAGUACGUGCAGAGUGACACAGCCUGGGAGUCGUUUGAAGUCAGAGAAGCGCAUAGCAAAAUUAGUAUUGAAGAUUCAGAAACAUGGAUCGAAGUAAAUGGGCGGCUAAAGUGCGCAAGUAUCUUUACCUGAAAAGCAUGGACACAUAAUGGAUGAAGAGGUCAAGAAAGUUGCCAACCAAGUAAAGGGUAACUGAAAGUGUAAAUAGAGAACCAGGAGCCAGUUAAUUGGAUGCAAAGAACGGAAACAAAAAUGCCAUGUAGAUUUACAAGAAUGAGGAAAUAAAUUAGAAGGGAAAAUCUGUACCAUAACACAAAGGGAAGUGCCUCAACUGCUCUCUGAGGCUCGAUCUGGUUGCCUAAGGACAAACCGGAGCAAUUAUUCGCAAAUAGAUGAGGCAUGUGUAUGUUGCAGCAAAAAUCCGAAGACCACUCGGCACAUUCUAAUAGAAUGCGAAGGGAUUCACCCAGUGAGACCCAGAGGUAAUGCACACCUUCAAGGAGCGCUUGGAUUUAAAGUGGACGGAAGCAUCAACCGGUCAGCAGUCGAGAUAAGCAAGAGACGUCCAGAGUAUUCGUGGAAAAAAGCAGGGACGAGAUUGAUACGACCGGACCCGUUACAGGCAUAGGCAGCGGUACAAGGUAGACGGAUAAGUUUUGAGGAAGAAAAAAAAGAAAAGAUUAAAGACGAGCACAAGAAUGGUAGAAUGAAAAGCAUACAUAGCAUACCUGAUUAACUCAAGCAGUCUAGGUGACUAUUUGUCACCGCUCCUUUCAAAGGGGAUGCCAAUUAAUCAUCAUCAUGAGCGCGAGGGAGGAGCCGGGCAGCCGCAUGGCGCGUUUCUCAGCGUUCGCGCGCGCCAGCGUGCCAUGCAUUUCAGAGGCCACGCGCAGGCUUCGCGGCGGCACCGCUAUGUGGCGCCGCUAUAUGGCGCCGAGUGUUCUUAAGGAAGCGCGAAAGAGGAGCCCCGCUGCAGUACACGCCUCAUGCAUAACCCAUUUCGACGUCAGCAAUACGUUGUGUCGCUGUAUUGAUUCAACGCUAAGCGCAUUACCGUGCACAGUCAUCGUGAGAUGCGGUCUGCCGAUUUUUUUUUUUUUGCCAGGCUGACUACUGUAGUAUGCAUCACUUAAGUUAUAUUCCGUUUCUUUCAAAUUUUUGUUAUAUCUUUUUGCUGGCGUAAUACAACCCGUUUGGCGGCCUAUUCUGCACAAUAUGUGUCAUUUUAGAAGAUCGUCAUCGUCGUCAAGGAAAGGGUGCCUUCACGUGGGGGCUUGCCGCUUCCGUCAAAGAAGCAGAAGAAGAUCAAGGUGGUCGCGUGCCUUCCAGCCUCCGCGUGGCAGCACAGCGUCGUAGCACCGUUUCUGAAACGACGGCGACUUCCCUGCGACCUGGCCGGAGUGAGUGCUGUCCCCCGAAUCUUGGACGCCAGCAUCGCACACGCUUCCACCACGUAUUCAAGAGGCGAGCGCACGCAGAACAAGCGACAUGGCCGUUGCUGCUGCUUCGUCGUCGACCGACAAGCCCGGUGUGGACAAGCGAAAAGUGUCGGCGAAGAUGCUCGUCUCGCUUUACCCCAGGAUUCCAAAGACUGCCUCUGUGCUGCUGGACUUCUUCAUCAAGCGCGAGAGCAAGGUGUCCCUGAUGCGUGAGCCGCUGUCGCACUUCUGCCAGGAAGAGGUGGUUCUCCACGCGCAAGAGUGCCUCCUCAAGCUCAACAAGCAGGUCAUCACGUACCAGGACAUCCGCGAUAUGGUGGAGAAUUUGGUCGGCCUCCACAACAUGUGUAUAAAGAAAAACACGGAAGUUGCGAAAGAACUCGGUGUCACCGUACGCAAGCUGACUAUCAUCGUGGGCGAGGUUGCGACAUCCUUGGAGAAGAUCGCCGAAGUGCCCGUCACGGACUGGAUGGCCAUCGGUGACGCUAUUGUCAACAAGCUUGAACGGAUGAAUCCACCUAAACCACUUCCAUUCGCUAUGUUUAUUCCUCGGAUGCGUGACUUCAAGAACAUGAAGAUGCUCGGAGCCGGCGGCUUUGGGGCCGUGUACCUGGUCACCUACCGUCCUGCCAACUUCGUGGUGACGGUGAAGCUUGUGAACAUGGACCGCUUCAGCCGACACAAGCAGGCCGCCAUGGACAAAGUUGUCGCAUCCGUCAUUAGGAACCCCUUCCUUGUCAAGUACUACUGUUGCUUCUGCGUCAAGGAAGCGUACGUGACCAUCAUGGAGUACAUCGCCGGCUUGGACCUGAUGCGCGUUGUGACCAAGGAGGAGUACUUGGAGAUCGAGGCCGUGCGCAUCAUCAUGGCGCAACUGAUCCUCGCGCUUGAGCACAUGCACUUGCGCGGAUUUCUCCACCGGGAUAUCAAGGUGUCCAACAUGCUCAUUUUGCCGGGUGGGCGAGUGAAAGUCAUCGACUUCGACACAACUAAAGUGUGCAACGGUCACUGUCGCGCUGCCGACUGGUGGUCGACGGGCGUCGUCAUGUACAAGCUGAUGACCGGCCGGGUGCCAUUCAGAGGAAAGUCCAAGCAGCUGCUUCGCGAACGCAUCAUCACGUCGCCGCUGAAGUGGCCGCGUGCCGACGAGCAUCCACACUCGGCCACGACGCCGGCCAAGGACCUGACGUACCGACUGCUCAAGAAGAACCCCGUGGAACGGCUCGGCUCGCGCAACUACAGCGACUUGAAGACGCACCCUUUCUUCGACAAGUUCAACUGGCAGGUGCUUUACGGCAAGACGAACUUGUGCGAAAUACCGAGCAUCGCCGAAAUCAUGAGCAACGACGCCGAAAAAGACCGCAAGAGUGGGGACCCCGAGGACAAGCGCAAGCACCAGCAGAUCGAGGAGAUGACCGACGUCAACGCCGAAAGCCAGAAACCGUUGCUGUGCUAUGCUUCGCCUAGCUUCAAGAAACUCAUGAUCAAGGUAAAGUCAAGCAAGAGCCCUGUCAAGGUGUCUGAUUCCUUCAUGGAGACCAGCGGUCAGAGCUCCGAAGCCAUCGACUAUCAGGAUAACUCCCCCGUGUCCUUGAGCCGAACCGCAGCUCUUAGCAGCAUGGAUGGCAAAGACGGCGUGCACACCGAGAAGGUGGAUCUCAUGCUUUACCGGAAGAAGAAGUACAUGAAGUUCUGGGGCUUCGGCUUCUCGCUGCGUCGGGUCCAGGGAGAGGAAGCGAGCUUCACCUACGUGGACACGGUGACCAAGGGCUCGCCUGCCGACAUGUCCAAGGUGCUGCCGCUGGACUUCAUUCUUCACGUGAACGGUAUCACGGUGACGGAUGCGCCACUGGCCCGGAUCAAGAAGAUCAUCAGCGAUGCCGGCGACCAGAUGGUGCUGUCGGUGAUGUCGUUGAGUCCCUACCGGCUGCUCACGAGCCGUCGAGACAUGCUGGGCAUCAUGCGCAGCAUCCCCCGGGAAUCCGCCGUCGUUAAGGCCGCGACGCCCGGCUGCUUCGGUGGGAGGCCGUACGGCAUCGACAUCCUCGACGUCGACGUCGCAGACGACAAGCUGAAGCAGUCGGCCAAGUGCUUCGUGCUACUGUAUGCAGACGUGGUCAGUUGCAACAACAAGGCGGUCUUCCCGGGUGAUGUGCUGUUCGAAAUCGACGGCACAUCGGUGGACGGCAUGUCGCGGCCACAGGUUGAUCACCUCCUGAGCGCCGGCAAACCCGAAGUCACGCUGUCGGUGGUUCCUCUGUCGCCAAUGCGCAAGCAGCGGUGCCUGAUAUCGAAGAUCAACGAGACAGGCCUGUCCGACACCAACGUUCUGUCCAAGUCUACGGCUGCCUAUAUAGACUGAUUGCUUCACUACUGCCCCUGCCGUCCGGCAGUUGAGUUCCCGUAACGCUUUGACGCCUGCAAUGUUGUGCUUGCCAGAAAGUGCAUAUAUAGGCUGCGAGAACUUGUUUUACGCCGUUUUACACAAACUUCCAUCCAUAACGUAUUUGUGAUUUUUGCAAGAUCUAGCCAUCGCACUUUUGUGUUAGGUGAAGGUAUACGUUUAGAAUGCCUGCCGUAAUUAUGUUGCAUUUGAACGGAACGUUCUUUCAAUGGACUAUACCAGGAUAGUUGUCGACAUCGCGAAUUUAGCGUGUAUUCAAAUAUUGUUCUGCAAUGUCGCAGAGCAGAACAUCGUUUGCGUUCAACGUUAUUGAAAAAAAGCUGCGUAUACAUGUGCGAAGCUUGAACUGGCUGUUACGCAAGAGUGCAACUUUGUGUGAUGAAAUGCUUGCUGGAGACGACUGUGGUAACGACAACGCUCUUCAAUGAUUAUUGUGAAGCUGUGUCAUCGGCGGAAUUUCACAGCCUGGCAGUAACACUGCGAAUCCUGCGGCACCGAUUUCAGCCUUUGCCAUUUGUCUCGUUUUCUAUGUCGUAGAUUGAAAUUAUAGCAACUGCUCCCAUUAACGAGCGCCUCAGACACGUUGGCGUCAUGUUUAGUAGGAGGGUGUACCAAAUGCGUUUCUAUAUACGGUUUUCUCACCGAUACGAGCGUUCUUGUUUAGAGAAUGAAUGACUCUUUUGUGCGCAUCUACCAAUUGUGCGCGCUGAUAUAUUGGCCUAUUGCUUCCUAUUGCUUUGCAGAACAUUUUUCUUAGUUUCAAGGACGCUCUCGCCUGAGGCAACUUGCCCGGUUAGUGGUUACAUAGUCCGUGUUACAAUGAACGUGUGCGUGUUGUGAACCUGUUUGUUCUGCGAAAUAGAAGGCAUAAAUGUGCUUUCCUGAUGAAGCACCAGCAAGCGCCUACAGGCACAUUUCGUACUUCAUUUGUAUUUGAACGAUAAAGGUUGCUGCCAUUUCUUGGUAAAUUGUGCUGUGCAGAGAAGCGUACUUUCAGCGCAGGAAAAGAAUGUGGCCAGGUGCCACCUACAGCAAAACGAAUUUCUUGACACAAGUGCAUGCCAUGUGAUUACCACAAAAUUUUGGAACCGCAUGCGUAUGGUUUCUCCUUAUGGGUUACUACGAGGUGAAAGCACGUAUGUUUAAACUGGUCUAUGGCUCUCAAAUAGUUGGAAGAAAAAUUGAAAUAAAAGCGACGUCGUGUAAUUUGGUGACGGUGGUACACGGGUUGCGGAAUUCCACCCUCCUGUACGAAAACAUUUGUCGCAGUGUUACAAGUACGCCCGUUCCGAGAAAAGAACACGGUACAGUGUCCGGGCUUGACAAUAUAUAGCAGUUAGGAAAGGGUGCGAGUGAAAGCGGGUGAGGGUGAGCCGGCAGUUGCGGCUCACAGUUGUCGCAGUGUUACAAGUACGCCCGUUCUGAGAAAAGCGCACGGUGCAGUGUCCAGGCUUGAAAAUAUAUAGCAUUUAGGUAAGCCAGUAGGCUGAAUGAUAAGCAAAGUAAAGGUGUGUUGAAAUAUCUCGGGCACACAAGGCAGAAAAGUGGGGACGAAUC